GACAGAGAAAAAAUAUAUGUGUGUUUAGAAUUUUAAUAUAAUAUAAACAAACAUAUAUAUAUAUAUAUAUAUAUCCGAUGUUGUAAAAUCGAAUAGGAAAUUCUCUGUAUCAGUCUAAGCUGAAUCUAAAUCUCAGUCACCGACUUCCAUGGAUUCCAAUGAUUUUAUAGACAUGCUGUAAAGGAAUAUAUUGGAUCGCGCUUAGAUCAUUACGCUGGCUGUCAGAAGUCGUCUCUUCGAUGAAAAAGCAAUGUCUGCUUUAAUUUUCUACACUUUAUUUUAUCUUCUGAUGUCCGGAUGUAUCGUCUAUCCGCCAACGGAAUUCGUCUCGGCGGGACUGACUGUGAAAGACAUUUUCGCCAAUUGGCUCGGUAGCGAGAAUGAGCUUUUUAUACAGUAUCAUAUUAGAAGAAGCGUAGUUACAUUACUCGUACACUCUAUGCUUCCUUUAGGCUAUAUUUUAGGAUUAAUUUUCUUCGGUCAUGUAGACGCCACAAAAUUGUUCCUCGUCGGUGGAAAUUUCUUUGGGCUAUUAAUUGCUUUUUGCUCUACGAUUGGUCCACUUUAUAUAUUAAAUAAGGUCUUUGAAUGGUCCUCGCACGAUUGGGCCACGCAUCCGAUAGCACAAAAUCUUUCUGUAUACAGUAAUAAUAAUAUGUCGUGGACAUCUGUCGCCUCUGAUAUCAAUGUAGAAUAUCGAAGAGUAGAUAAAAUUGUUAUUGUCACAAGUAGUGUAACUCGUAUUGUAGCAACGGACAAUUGGAUUAUUAAGAUUACACCUUAUAAGUUGCAAGUGGCGCAUCAAAGCGAUGCAACUCUAAUUGUGAAUAAAAGCGAUACACACUUAAUGUCACCAACAACGAGAGAUCAAGUUCAAUUUAUCAAUAUACAGGUGAAACCCACACGGGCAAUGGCAGGAGCAUUUGAUAUAAGAUUAAAUGCAUUGGAUUUUAAAGAUUUGCAAGAUAAAGUUUCGCGGCCAAUUAUUGUACUGCAAAAUAUAACGUUUCACAGAACUUUGCUCGAUAGAUUUAUCGAUACUUUCAAAGAGGAAGUUAAUAGAAAUCCAGCCUACGAUACUACCCAGGAACUGGAUCAAUGCAUUGGAUGCAUGCAAGCGUCUUCAAAUAUAAAAUUGAACAGAUUAUGCAAUGCCGAAAGUAGAGAUUCUGACGGUUGUACAACAUGUUACUGUCGUCCAAUGUGGUGUAUAGAAUGUAUGGCAAAAUGGUUUGCUUCGAGACAAGAUGAGAAUGCACCAGAAACAUGGUUGUCCUCCAAAUGUACUUGCCCUGUCUGUAGAGCAAAAUUUUGUAUUUUAGAUGUAUGUCACGUAAGAAUUUUGAACCAUUAAUGUUUCAAUAUAUUGGAUUAUUUUCAUUAAACAAAUUUUAAUGUUAUAUCUUCUUUUGGAAAUAAUUUUCAACAGAAUAACACAUAAAAUUAACAAUUUCCAUGUAGAUUUAUAUAGAUGUUUAGACUAUAUACAUCUUGUUCAUGCAGUAAUGCUAAUUACUAAAAUGAUAAUUAAGAAAAAAAACAUAUAUGCAUAUAUGUAUAUAUAUUAACAUGGUUUUUUAUCAUAUGAAGAUAUGCAUGUGUGUGAGCGUGCCUUUAUAUUUGUAUCUAUUUUUAGUAUCAAUUAUCACACAAUUAAAUUAUAAUCUGCACUCAAUUAAUAUGAAUACAACUCGAUGCUUCUGUAACAUUAAUAAUUAGCAAA
Camponotus floridanus (Florida carpenter ant) is the source of this 1723-nucleotide messenger RNA. RefSeq names its product E3 ubiquitin-protein ligase TM129. Gene Ontology annotation, molecular function: ubiquitin protein ligase activity. Lineage: Eukaryota; Metazoa; Arthropoda; Insecta; Hymenoptera; Formicidae. The record is from RefSeq and is a predicted model, not a curated record. Gene Ontology annotation, biological process: protein ubiquitination. The coding region runs from base 251 to 1354 and encodes 367 amino acids. Gene Ontology annotation, cellular component: membrane; endoplasmic reticulum. The transcript has 7 exons.